AUUUUGUUCAGUUUCAUAAUAACCUUGUUUGUUAUAAUUAAAUUAAAUUUAAAAAAUCAUGUAACUAAUCUGUAGAUUACACUACACUAUGGGUUUCUUUUUUAUCAAGCAGAACAUUUUGUUGUUAUUAUACUUAAUUUGUAUAUUUCUUUUUGGAUGUUUCAUUCGAUAUUUAGAAUAUGCUGAUUAUUUCGUGCGUUUUAUUUGCGAACAAGUUGAUGAUCCCAAAACUAUAUUCGAUUAUAUCGUAGUGGGAAGCGGUUCAGCCGGUUCCAUUGUUGCCCGAAGGCUUGCAGAAGACAAAAACCUGAAAAUUUUACUAUUAGAAGCCGGAAAUGUUGGAAAUAACAUACUUGAUGUACCUCCAUUCGGGUUGCUUUUGCAACAAACUCCAUUCGAUUGGCAUUAUACCACAGUACCUCAAAAGAAAAGUUGCUUCUCGAUGAAUAAUAAUUCUAGUAUAUGGCCAAUGGGUAAAAUGGUUGGAGGAACUGGUAUGUUGAAUAAUAUGAUAUACAUAAGAGGCCAUCCCGAGGACUUUAAUAGCUGGUUCAAAGGAAAAGUAGGAUACUCGUUCGAUGACCACGUGAAACCUUAUUUUCAAAAAGUCGAAGACUCUAUUUACAAAGAUAAUUACUACAGUAGCGUACAUCUUAGUGAUGUCAUAUUUUCUACAAAACUAACGGACGCUGUAUUAAAUGCUGCCGAGGAAUUGAAAUUUCCUUUUACAAAUUUAACUCAAAAUUGUGCUGAAGGUUUCGGGAUACCAAAAAUCAACUCGAGAAGAGGCCAACGUUGGACACCAGCUCACACUCUGUACGAAAAAGAUCGGCCGAAUAUAUUCCUUCGCACCGGAAGGAUCGUUGAAAAAGUUUUAUUUCACAACAAUUACGAAGCGUACGGAGUUAAAUACAGGUAUUUCGAGGAUACCUACAUUGCAAGGGCUUCUAAAGGAGUCAUCUUAACUGCUGGAGUCAUCGGAUCCGCUAAAAUAUUACUACAUUCCGGAAUCGGCCCUAGAGAUCAUCUAGAAGAAAUAGGCAUCGAGACUAAACUGAAUCUACCAGUCGGAGAGAACUUACAAGACCACCUCACGACCGGAUUCGAUCUCGUGUUGCUCAAUAAUUCAAUCGAUAUAGGAAUAGCCGAAACUUUAUCUCCCUUUUCAGCUGUAGAAUAUUUCUGGAGCGGCUCCGGCCCCUGGACGACUACGGGUUGUGAAGUCGUAGCCCAUUUGCACACUACCUGUAACCGAUCGGCCGCCCCUGAUAUUCAAUUGAUGGUGAUGAAUGUGGGUUUGAACGCGGAUCGGGGUGUUCAUUUGAGGAAGCUCGUCGGCAUUAGCGAUGAAACUUGGAACGAAUAUUUCGAGUUGUUGAACGAUACAGUUACCGUGACUAUUCUACCGGUGUUGUUGCAUCCGAACAGUAAAGGUACCGUUCGUUUGAAAGACAAACAUUUCUCCAGCGGAGUGCUGAUAGAUCCCAAUUACCUUUCAAGCGCUUACGACAGGGAUACUCUGAUCGAAGGUAUCGAAAUUAUAAGGAGAUUAGUCGAUACCGAAGCUAUGAAAUCGUUUGGUGCUAGGGAGUAUUGGAAUUGUUACAUCGAGCACGUUACAAGUACAGCUUACCAUCCGGUCGGUACUUGUAAAAUGGGCGGUCCUGAUGAUGAAACCGCUGUGGUGGAUUACGAGUUUAGGGUCAAAGGUACUAAUAAUUUGUUUGUAGUCGACGGUUCAAUUUUACCAACGCUUACCAGCGGUAAUAUUAACGGUGCUAUAUUUGCAUUAGCCGAAAUGGCCAGUGAUUCUUUUAAAUACAUCGAUUAUUUGAGCAAACGAAAGUCAACGGCCAGGGAAAUGUUUAUCAAGAGGGAUUGUUGUGGUUGUACGUGA
Molecule: messenger RNA, 1897 nt
Organism: Phyllotreta striolata
Lineage: Eukaryota; Metazoa; Arthropoda; Insecta; Coleoptera; Chrysomelidae
Source: the annotation of a GenBank genome assembly